Messenger RNA from Solanum dulcamara, 2267 nucleotides. Its product is annotated as cysteine-rich receptor-like protein kinase 44. Lineage: Eukaryota; Viridiplantae; Streptophyta; Magnoliopsida; Solanales; Solanaceae. Bases 1 to 2010 code for a protein of 669 amino acids. Gene Ontology annotation, molecular function: protein kinase activity; ATP binding. The record is from RefSeq and is a predicted model, not a curated record. The transcript has 8 exons. Gene Ontology annotation, biological process: protein phosphorylation.
AUGGCUAUUCAGAAAGUGCUACUCUUUCUUUUUUUGCAUAUACAUCUUCAUGUUGUCUAUAUCCUAUCACAGCUUCCUCAUUUGCGAUACAGUUCAUGUCAUGGCACUGCUAACUAUACUGAAAAUAGUGCAUACAAGAAAAAUCUCGUCUCACUCCUCUCUUCACUUUCCGCAAAAAUUGAUAACUAUGGUUUCUACUAUGCUUCCAAAGGCCAAAACAACGACAAGGUCAGUGGUAUUUUGCUGUGUAGAGGAGAUGUAGAGCUAGAAGAAUGUCGCUAUUGUGUCAAUAACGUUGCUCAAGCAUUUGUAAAGGAAUGUCCUGUCGAAAAAGAAGCUGUUGGUGGCUAUGAUGCAUGUUGGUUGCAGUACUCGAAUAAUCAAUCCAUUAUAGAAAGUACAAUUUCUAGCAGACUAUUUUACUUCUGGACACCAGGGAAUGCCUCAAAACCAAAGGAAUUUAACCAGGAUCUGAGUAUAUUACUGGAAAAUUUACGAGCCCGUGCUGCAGAUGGUGGUCCCUUUCGAAAAUAUGCUAGUGGUAAUGCGACAGGUCCAGAUUUUCAGCCUAUAUAUGCACUUGUGCAGUGUACUCCUGAUUUAUCUCCUCAGAAUUGCUUCAAUUGCUUAACUGACGCUUAUGGAAACAUGACUAUCUGUCCCUGCCUGGGCAAGAGGGGUGGCAGAAUCAUUGGGCCUAGGUGCAAUUUCCGUUAUGAAACUUACUCAUUCUUUCAUGUGGUAUCAGAAUCUCUGCCACCUGCAAGAAAUGAUGAUAAAACGGCUCCAAUGGGGAAUGAUGAUAAAAUAGCUCCAGGAGAUGAUAAAAAAGCUCGACUCGUCAUUAUUAUCAUUGUGCCAACUGUUAUAGUUGCUAUUCUUACUGUAUGUAUUUCUGUCAUCCUAAUGAAGAAGCGAAAGAGGAAGCUGGUGGACAAAAUUCAAGGUACACUCGGGGAUGAUAUUAGUGAUGUAGAAUCCUUGCAGUACGAUUUUUCUACAAUUAGAGCAGCAACAGACAACUUCUCAAAUGCCAAUAAAUUGGGACAGGGCGGAUUUGGUCCUGUGUAUAAGGGUAAGCUUCAAAAUGAACAAGAGGUAGCAGUGAAAAGGUUGUCAGCAGACUCAGGCCAAGGUGAUCUAGAGUUCAAAAACGAGGUCUUGUUGGUGGCCAGGCUUCAACACAGGAGUUUGGUCAGGUUGCUGGGAUUUUGCCUAGAUGGAACAGAGAGACUUCUUGUCUAUGAAUUUGUUCCCAAUGCAAGCCUUGACCAAUUUUUAUUUGAUCAAGUUAAACGUAGCCAACUGGAUUGGGAAAGGCGAUCCAAAACCAUAGGAGGCAUAGCUAGGAGAAUUGUUUACCUUCAUGAGGAUUCUAGACUUCGCAUCAUUCAUCGAGAUCUCAAAGCUAGUAAUGUUCUACUUGAUACAGAGAUGAAUCCUAAAAUUGCAGACUUUGGCAUGGCAAGACUAUUUACGUUGGAUGAAACUCAAGGCAACACAAACAGAAUUGUUGGGACCUAUGGGUAUAUGGCACCAGAGUAUGCAAUGCAGGGGCAAUUUUCAGUGAAAUCAGAUGUUUAUAGCUUUGGAGUACUAGUCCUGGAAAUUAUAAGCGGCCAACGAAACAUUUGUUCCAGAAAAGGAGAUUCUAUGGAAGACCUUCUGAGCGUUGCUUGGUCUAACUGGCGCGAAGAAACAAUUUCAAAUUUGAUAGACCCUAUGCUGAGGGGAAGCUCAGGACCUAUUGGUGACAUAUUGAGAUGCAUCCAUAUUGCUUUAUUAUGCGUUCAAGAAAAUGUUGCUAAUAGACCAACCAUGGGUGCAGUACUUCUCAUGCUCAGUAGUCACACUCUGAGUCUUCCAGUUCCACACAACGAUGUAAACCCACAGAUUUUACACUUUGGAGAUGGCAAUUCAAGAAUUUCCGACUCAAGCAAACUAACGGAAGGUAAAUCAAUAUGUUCAUCAGGAAAUCAGGACUUGAUAACUGAGCUACAUCCUCGAUAACAUCCUUACAGAUAGAGCUAAAAAGUCUAUAUAAAAUGGAUUUAUUGGUCGGGUGUAAACAUGAAUGCAAAUAAGUUUUUACCUAGUCAUUUUAUGAAUUUUAUUAUUUAUUUUGCUAUUUGUUCGAACCCACCCAAUUAGUUAGGAACUAUUGUGAUUGAUUUAUCAAUGAUUUUAUAUUUGAUUUUGGAAUAAUUUGCUCCAUAAGUAUUAUUGAACUUGUAAAAGUGGUGUAAUUUAUCAAUUGGUUAUGGAAA